AUGACAGAUUCAAAAUCGCUUAGAGAGAUAUUUGAUGCGGCGAACGAGUUUCUGCGUCCUGUUUUAAAGAGAGGCACGCACUCUGAUGAAAUCCGGAACGCCCGUGGUAAUUCUCUUGUUGAGAUUCUGGGCAGACAUCUCUCUCCGCAAGUCCAGGAGGAAGAUUCUCUGAGAUCUCUUGUCAUAGAAAAGGCGCUUCUCAUCCUCACGGACAUCCACCUUGGUUUUGCCACGUCUGUAGAGAACGAGGAAUCCUUCUUAUCAGCUGACCCCCAGACACAAGAUGCUGCUCUUGAAGAUGCGAAGCGACGCCAAGGAAUAUAUCCGUCGCUUUCCCAAGGAGUGGGAGUUCCUCUAGAAAAGAGAGUGAUCUCCAGUCUUCCCACCGGUGUCAUUGCUAAACAGGCCUCUGUAUCUGCGACAAACAAGCUGCAGAAUGAGUCACUUUUGCAUCGUAUUAUAACGCCUCUUGUGGAUAUUCUGUUCGACGAGCGGCCGGGAAUUCAACCACUUGUCCGAGGUCGGAUUCUGAGCGAUAUUUUAUGUGGUAGUGCAGAUCUAGCAUUCAAUUCCCAGAGCCUUACGCAGGAGAAGAAGGAUAGUCGUUCAGCCAUUUCAUAUGCUAAGAAUGACGGUAGAACAUCAACGUCAGUGUUACUGCCAAUGCUGUCGGCGUUUCUGCGGCCAGACGCUGCGUCUUGGUUCAAAUCUGUUAUUUCCACCCGUAUUUCCCAGAUACCUCUACGGGAUGAUGGCGUCGUGCAAACAAUCUUUUUUCUUGCCUCACAGUUCGCCCCGUCGCUUGGCCAGGACAGCCAGGAGCCGUCAUCACAAGGACCUCCUAUUACCGUGCAAGCGAUUAUGCAAACAUCGAAGCUGCUUUCUUCCGUUCCUCAGGGAAUGGAUCCAGCUGCAUAUUUCCACAAUAUUGCACCAAAACUAUUAGCCUUGCUCGACGGCAAUGACCCUGACUUGAAACGUACUGCAGCUUAUGUCGUCGGUAGUGGGAUACUUGGAAAGAAACAGUAUGGUGCUCCUGGUGGAAUUGGGCAUUCUAUAUUCGUUGAGCCUCUCUUUAAGGCCGUCACAGCAGAGCUUGAUGACUCCUCCAGACGGUGGUUGAGAUCAUUCGCUCCUCCAGCAGGAGAUGUCUCUCCUCGCGAUACUGAGGACAUUUCGCAGGGAGACAUUAUGGUUGAUGAGCCCGAACUUUCGCUUGCCAUCGAGAGACUUGCCACUCUCAGCCUUCAACAUCCCAACCCUGGCCUCGUGAAAAGACUAGUCCAUCCCAUCCUUCUUCCUCUAUGGGGACUGGCUUGUUACACCCAAGAGAAGAACAAGAAAGCAUGGCACGAAAAAGUCUUUUCCAUUAUACAGACUUAUUUCAGCCUAUCAGCCGGCCUCCAACCCCUAAAGAAGAUUGUCGACAACCUGCUUUGGAAUGGCGGUCCUACGUGGACAUACAGGCCGGGCCGGAAUGGUGGAAUAUCAUUGCAUAAACGCAGCGAUUCGAGCUUCAACGUCGUUCAACUGGUGGAGUCUCUGGAUUCUCGCGCGGAAAACUUUUCCAAAUUGCUAGGCAGUGAUCCUCAGAGCGAGGAAAGAACCGGAGACAUCUUCCUAUAUGUCAGCCAGAAAUGGCUCAUAACGCCAUCCAGGAAGCAGCCUGCGCUUAAUGAAAUAAAAAUUAUGCGAGAUGAAGAAGCGGAGUCUGAGUUCAUGACCCAGAAACUUGUGAGCGCCAAGAUAGCGGAGAAGCUACUGGAUGAUUUCAAGGAUACUCUAUCUCGUCAUCCCCUCCGAGUCUUGGAAUUGGUUCAGCAGCUUAUUGAAAGUGAAUUAAUCGUGGCAGAGGAACGGGAGAGAAGAAGGAGAGCACGGAGAAGCGGAAAGGCUUCUCUCGAAUCGCUUGCUAAUAUAGUUUCCAGAGAAGAAGAUGGUUCGGCAACGGAAGGGGAUCAGGCAGAGUCAGCAGAGUCAUUGUCAGCGACAUUCAGCCUUCUAUCAACGAUACUCGCUUCUCCAGAUUUUUCCAUGUCUAAAGCCUUGCUUCCCAUCCUUGAGAAGAUAAAAUCACAGUUGGAUCAGCUUCUUCCUAGUCUUCCACCAUCACUCUCGACACCGGGAAACACAUCAUCUAUGCUUUUAGAACUGCAUAUUAGUUUCCCGGAAGGUCAGAAAGAUUCAAAACAGGCACCAUCAGCGCAGGCAUCAGAUCUCGAAACUCAUCGCCAGGCCUUGAAGAAUAUCUCAUCGUCUCUCCCCCCAGUGCAAGCAGAAGGGCUUUCGCUCCUGUCCAAUCUGAUUGCCAAAUCUUCACCAGUUCUUGACAUUCCGUCUACGCUCUCGCUUUUGCUUUCUAUAGUCACUGAGCAGAGCUCAGAAAGUGCUGCAAAAGAAGAAUUCGUUUACCUAAAUGCGAUCAAACUGAUCGGAAACCUUGCAUCGAAGCAUCCGCGGACAGUCGUUAAGACGCUGGUCGAGCGAUAUGCCGACAAAAACGAAGAGAGGACCCUUGACCAAAGGCUGAAAGUUGGCGAAGCCCUUUUGCGAACAAUUCAAGAUUUGGGGGAAGCUUUGGUCGGCGAGACAGCUCAGAUUAUCGGAGAGGGCAUGAUCGCUGUGGCCGGACGAAGAGGGAGAAAGCCUGAAGCACACAAGGCUCGAAAGAGGCAGCUCGAAAAGGAGAGACGAGAAAAAGAGCGCGAGGAACGGGAAGUCGCCAUGCCUCCUGGCUGGAAGAUCUCCUCGCCUGCGCUGUCAAAACCUGAAGAAAAACAAACAUAUCCUGAAGAUGACGACUCCGAAACGGAGACACCAGAGCAAGCUGAGUACUCGGCCAAAAUACUCGCCGCUUGGGCCGCGGGUUCUGCUGCUGAUCUGGAGCCCGACGACCUCCGUGUCCGUGCCUCCGCGAUAUCAAUUCUGGCAACAGCGAUUCAAACAAACCUUCUUGCUUUGGGGCCUUCCAUUGCGUCCUCCGCUGUCGACCUGGCUUUAUCCACUUUGACACAUGAACCCGGUCCCGAGAGUGCCAUACUUCGCCGUGCGAGUGUUGUACUUCUUCUCGAUCUUCUUAAGGCCAUGGACUCGGCUCGCGAAAACAGAAAAAAUGGCAACCUAGGCUUUGGCUUCUCCCUUGCAGAUAACAAGGACGGAACUGAUGUUAGCGGAUCUCGAGGCCCAGCCACGAUCGGCAAUAUUCCAACCAUGCUCCGCUCAUUAGCCUUUGUGGAGAGCCGAGAAACGGACGGUGUUGUGCGAGGCCACAUCCGCGUGCUGAUCGAGAGCUUGGAGGCGUGGAUGGAGAAGUCGUUACUGUGGGGAAUCGGUGUGCAUUCGCAGGAUAAUAAUAUCAACAAUGAACCAAGAUUGGAGCUGGGCGAUCGGAUUGCUGGGCUUGACAUUGAUCCGUUGGCUGGUCGGGAUGGGGAUCGACGCGCGAAGCCAAGGAUUGAGGAGAUUGAGUAG
Molecule: messenger RNA, 3471 nt
Organism: Rasamsonia emersonii CBS 393.64
Lineage: Eukaryota; Fungi; Ascomycota; Eurotiomycetes; Eurotiales; Trichocomaceae
Product: Protein required for cell viability
Exons: 4
Coding region: 1-3471 (1156 amino acids)
Biological process (GO): protein secretion
Source: RefSeq, a predicted model, not a curated record